AUGUCGGCGUGGUGGCGGUGGCUGCCGGGGCUGCUGUGGGGCGGCGCGGGGGGCUACGUGGUGGUCAGCUCGGUGUCCUGGCCGCUGCCCGAGGCGGCGGCGGCGGCGGGCGAGCUGCACAGCUCCUCCACCGAGGAGGCGCUGCCCGCCCUGCUGGAGGAGCCGAGCGGGCUGUGGGAGCAGAGCUUCCCCGCCUCGGCUUACCGGGAGGACGCGGGGCCGGCGGCGAGGCGCCCGGGGCAGGGGGUCGCCCCGACCGCCAUGUUCUCCUACCGGCGGCACGGCCGCACCGCCGCCGCCGGCCGCUUCCUCGCCCGCCACAACGCCUGGGGCUUCGUGGCCGCCCACGGAAAGAUCCAAGGUAUGCCCUUUGGGAACUGUUUGCUUAUCAGUGACGGUCCUGUCAAUAACAGCACUGGAAUCCCUUUCUUUUACGUGACACCGAAGGAUAAUGUUGUGGCGGAUCUCCUGAAGGAUCCUGUGGCCUCUCUGACCCUGCCAGAGGCGGAUGGAAAUUUCUGCAGAAAAAAUGUAGUUGAUCCGGAGGAUCCAAGGUGUGCCAGACUGACUCUCACAGGACAGAUGGUCACGGUGCCUCCAGAGGAAACGGAAUUUGCCAAGCAAGCAAUGUUUUCUAGGCACCCAGUGAUAAGAAAGUGGCCUCGUAGCUAUGAGUGGUUCUUCAUGAAAAUGAACAUUGAGCACAUCUGGCUUCAGAGCUGGUAUGGAGGAGUUUCUGCCAUUCCAGUAGAAGAGUAUUUAAAAGCAGCUCCAAGUAAAGCUUGA
Molecule: messenger RNA, 786 nt
Organism: Cygnus atratus (black swan)
Lineage: Eukaryota; Metazoa; Chordata; Aves; Anseriformes; Anatidae
Gene: CREG2
Product: cellular repressor of E1A stimulated genes 2
Exons: 4
Coding region: 1-786 (261 amino acids)
Source: RefSeq, a predicted model, not a curated record